Messenger RNA from Thamnophis sirtalis, 1791 nucleotides. Lineage: Eukaryota; Metazoa; Chordata; Lepidosauria; Squamata; Natricidae. The record is from RefSeq and is a predicted model, not a curated record.
AUGAAAACUGCUAUAGGACGUGUUUCCAUUGAGAUGAAACAUAGCCAAUCUGAAAGUUUAACUGUACCUGCAGAAAAUCAUCUAAUUCUUGCUGGAAUUUCCAGGACAGAUAAAGGACUUGCGUUUAGCUCUGAAAACCAUAAUCUUAAAAUUGAUUUACUAAAUAAACCAGUUGAAAAGGGAGCCCUUUGUAGUCAAGAUGCUUGUUUAAACUGCACAGGUGAAACUGCAGUUGAUCAUUUGAAACAUACACUUAACAGGGAAAAUGAAAAAGCAGUGCUAGAAGUAAAAAUGCAGCCGUCUACACAAGAUUAUUGUGAUGAAGACCUUGGAAAAUAUGAAAAAGUAUCUGAAGAGGCUCCUUCAGAAGCAGCAAGACGUGCAUAUUUACCAGAACUGCAACUACAUUCAUACAGUGUUCAAUUUUCUUCAUUAAUGACACAAGAUAGAAAUGCUGUACUAUCUCUUGGCACCAACAUUCCUGAUGGAACGAUCAGUACAAAUACAGAAAUUACACCAGUACUGAGGCCUUUAUUAACUCCUUCAAGUGCAAAUAGCAUUAUUUCUUGUGACCAAAUCAAAGGGAUUGUUAAUAAUUCUACAGUGUCACAAACCGUAUCAGGCUGCUCUAAUGAAUCUUGCAAUGGUAUAUGUAUUUCACCUCAAGAUGCAGAUCCUGUUUAUGAUACAUUUAAUGAGAUCAAAGAGACAGCUGUAAGCCUUGUAGUAAAUAAUACUGAAGAAGGUGUUUUUCACAGUUCAAAUGGUGCUGAGGCAGACCACAAUCUGGCAGCUGAACAAAAUGCUGUGGAGGAACCCUCUUAUUCGCAGAGAAAUUACUCCACUCCUCAAGUGAUAAUAUGUCAGUUGAAAAAUGGCACUCAUAUACUUUGUGUAAACAAUACUGAGACAAGAGAAUUGAAAGCUAUUCAUUUGGUUCCCCAGUAUCAAGAACAGCAUGCAAGCAACUCGGUAACAUCUGUACUUGGGCAGUUUUUGCCAGUUGCAGGUAAACUGAAUACCUGUACUCAAGAGCUUGAUAAUGGAUCCAUACAUACAAGCAGUUCAGAUCUGACUCUUCAGGAGCCAACAAAACUAACUUUAGUUGGAUUUCCUUGUGCUUCCUGGGACACAAAAUCAAAGAAGCCAUGCAACUGCACUAAAUCACAAUGCCUCAAACUAUACUGCGAUUGUUUUGCCAAUGGUGAUUUCUGUAGUAAUUGCAACUGUAAUAAUUGUUAUAACAAUCCAGAGCAUGAAAUAGAACGGUUUAAGGCUAUUAAGGCUUGUCUUGACAGAAAUCCAGAAGCUUUCCUGCCAAAGAUUGGAAAAGGAAAACUUGGCGAUAUUAAACCAAGGCAUAAUAAAGGUUGUAACUGUAAGCGUUCAGGGUGCCUAAAAAAUUACUGUGAAUGCUUUGAGGCUAAAAUUAUGUGCUCAUCUAUCUGCAAAUGUAUUGGAUGCAAAAAUUAUGAAGAAAGCCCUGAUCGAAAAACAUUAAUGAAUAUGCCACUUCAAAUGGAAUUUAAAACUAAUGAAGAAAAUGAUUCUGAAUCAUUUUCUAACUCUGAAAUAUUAUCAAAAACCAAGAAAGAAAGACAAUCUAGUACGUGUAUAUCUUGGGAGGUGGUUGAGGCAACAUGUGCCUGUCUUCUUGCUCAAGCUGAAGAGGCAGAAAAACAAGAUUACUCCAUUUGCUUAGCUGAACAAAUGAUCCUAGAAGAAUUUGGGAGAUGCUUAUCACAGAUUCUUCAUUCUGAAUUUAAAUCCAAAGGACUGAAAAUAGAAUAA